Messenger RNA from Scomber japonicus (chub mackerel), 1782 nucleotides. RefSeq lists its product as uncharacterized. Lineage: Eukaryota; Metazoa; Chordata; Actinopteri; Scombriformes; Scombridae. The record is from RefSeq and is a predicted model, not a curated record. The coding region runs from base 379 to 1641 and encodes 420 amino acids. The transcript is spliced from 10 exons.
GACAGAGCGUGCAGAUGAUUUCGGUGCUCUGUCCCUUUAAGAGCCUCGUGUUGUUACAGGAAGUGUGAUGGGUGUUUCCAGCUGAUCUGCACACAACAGAAGCAGCCCAGUGUCGCCGAUCAGCAGCAGCCCCGCUAACCUGCUCUCCUCUCCGGCUGCAGAGCAGGGCAGCAGCCGGCCUCCUGCAGCGGUGCAAGGUGUUUUAAUUAACCCCCGGGAUUAAAAGACAAGGGUAAAGCCAGGGAGGAGGGGGGUGUCUUCACUGUCCUCCUCCUGCACCUCCUCCUGCUUCCUCCUCUGCUCUCCUAUUAGCAGCCGUGAACCGGUGCAGUCGGUAGCUGUCGGCCCGGACCGGACUGUCAUGAUCCCGGCGCGCAGAUGGCGUCCUUCCCCGGUUUGUGUAAGGCUGUCGGGCCCGAGGAGCAGAACGGAGAACCGGACGGAUCUCUGCAGGAAAUGCUGAAGGCCAUCGCAGACGAAAGGAACCGACUCAACAUCCGACAGGAGAUCAGUGGGCUCGGUUGUUUUAAGGAUGACCGCAUCGUGUUCUGGACCUGGAUGUUCUCCACGUACUUCAUGGAGAAGGUGGGUCCCCGGCAGGACGACAUGCUGUUCUACGUCCGCAGGAAACUCGCCUACGUCAGCGCUGAAAACACUGAGGGCAAAAAGGUGGAGGUGGAGGUGUACAGGAAGGACUCUAAGAAGCUGCCGGGCCUCGGUGACCCUGACAUCGACUGGGAGGAGAGCGUGUACCUGAACCUGAUCCUGCAGAAGUUGGACUACGUGGUGACGUGUGCCGUCUGCACGCGCUCAGACGCAGGAGACAUCCACAUCCACAAGAAGAAGUGUCAGGAAGUGUUCGCGUCUCCCAGCAAACACGCCAUGGACAGUAAAGGAGAAGAGUCCAAGAUGAGCUACCCAAACAUCUUCUUCAUGAUCGACAACUUCGAGGAGGUGUUCAGCGAUAUGACGGUUGGCGAGGGCGAGAUGGUUUGUGUGGAGCUGGUGGCGAGCGAUAAGAGCAACACCUUCCAGGGAGUUAUCUUCCAGGGAUCGAUCCGCUACGAGGCGCUGAAGAAAGUCUACGACAACCGGGUGAGCGUCGCGGCUAAAAUGGCUCAGCGGAUGUCGUUCGGCUUCUAUAAAUACAACAACAUGGAGUUUGUGAGGAUGAAAGGUCCGCAGGGCAAAGGUCACGCUGAGAUGGCAGUCAGCCGGGUGCCCACGGGUGACACGUCGCCCUGCGGCACCGAGGAGGACCAGGUGUCACCCAUGCACGAGAGGGUGACGUCGUUCAGCACGCCGCCGACCCCCGAGAGGAACCGGCCGUCCUUCUUCUCGCCGUCGCUGAGGCGUAAAAUGCCCCGAAACCGAAUCGCCGAGAUGAAGAAGUCUCACUCUGCCAACGACAGCGAGGAGUUCUUCAGGGAGGAGGAAGACGAAGAUCUUCACACAGCGACCAACCUGCGCUCUCGCUCUCUGUCGGGAACCGGUCGCUCUCUGGUCGGGUCGUGGCUCAAACUGAACCGGACCGAAGAUUUCUUCCUGUUGUAUUCUCACCUGACCUACGUCACGCUGCCGCUGCACCGCAUCACCGCAGACAUCCUGGAGGUGAGGCAGAAGCCCAUCCUGAUGACAUAGCAGAGCUCACAUCUGUCCUCAUCGUUACCAAGUGCCUCCUGCAUCAGGCCGCUGAGGCGACGGCGCCCCCUGCUGUCCAGCCCGAGAACAACAACCAGAACAUCUGCUUCAGCUGGAGGACGUUCAGAGGGACGACACACA